Arachis stenosperma is the source of this 4890-nucleotide messenger RNA. RefSeq lists its product as uncharacterized. Gene Ontology annotation, biological process: DNA repair; telomere maintenance. NCBI's taxonomy places the organism in Eukaryota, Viridiplantae, Streptophyta, Magnoliopsida, Fabales, Fabaceae. The record is from RefSeq and is a predicted model, not a curated record. The transcript has 13 exons. Bases 1 to 4890 code for a protein of 1629 amino acids. Gene Ontology annotation, molecular function: DNA helicase activity.
AUGGAUGGAGAAGAUGGGAAGAAGGCAAGGAAACGUAGAUAUCUCAUCAGAGAAGCAAAAAAGAGAAAGCUAAGCACAUCAAAUGAGAAAGAGAAUGAUGGAUGGCUUGACAAGCAACAUAUAAGAGGAGAGAGUUCUGCAGCAACAGACUUCACAAAGCUUGCACUCACAGACAGAGAACCCCUUACUGAAAUCCAACCAGAAAUUUAUUCAAUCGAGAGUGUUGUCACACACAAUGACCAAACCUCUGCUGAGAGGAAUGUGUACACGAUGCAGUUUAGCUAUCCACAAAUUUUAAGUUUUCGGAAAGAGGCUGCGAAUCCUGUAACGCAAGGUUCAACUGGUGGAAAUAGUCCCAGCUUAAACAGUGGAAAGCAGCAGCAGAAUUUGAUCGACAUCAUUUCUAAAACACCAUCAACUCUGUCAAACAUAACAAACAUUGAUCAUACUUAUCAGGAGAAUCGUUCCUUUCAAAUUGAAAUUGACACAGGUAUUCAAGGUAUGGAUCAUUCACUGAGACCAUUGGAACAGGACAAAACUGGAGUUCAUGAGUGUUUACCAAGAGGGGAGAACCAAGAUGUGCAAUAUUCAUGUAACUUAAGCGGACUCAUACAUGUUGAUAACUUUGAUUCUGGAAGUGUUCCCAAAGUCGACAAGAAGGAGGUAUUUAUCAAAAAUAUAGAGGACGAGGAUAACAAUAUUAAUCAUUUGCAACUAUCAAACCAACUCCCUGAUGAAGCUCCAGCUUAUCUAGACUUUGGGAACCCAAUAUAUCAGUGUCAGCAUUGUGGUGCCAAUUUCUGGUAUGAAGAGCGUAUCGACAAACACUUUAAUGCUGUUAAUCCAAAGUUUACCUUAUGUUGUCGCCAAGGUCAAGUUCAAUUGCCUUUUUUACAACAACCGCCCAACACACUUGAUGAUCUAUUCUUUGGUGAUAGUGCUAAGGCAACCCAUUUCCAAAAAAACACUCGAACAUACAAUAGUAUGUUUGCAUUUACUUCGUUUGGUGGCAAAGUAGAUAAAUCAAUUAACCAAGGCCGAGCACCCCCCACGUUCAUAUUACACGGCCAAAAUUAUCAUCUCAUGGGCAGUUUACUACCAACAGAAGGAAGCACUGCAAAAUUUGCUCAACUUUACAUUUAUGACACGGAAAAUGAGAUAAAUAAUCGAACAUCAGUUGUGAGCUCAAGCGAAAAGUCAAACCCCUUGAAUGUCGAGAUAGUUUCUGAUCUAAUCAACGUGUUAGAUACACACAAUGUUCUUGCAAAAUCAUUCCGUAUGGCAAGAGAAAUGUAUCCACUUCUUUUUCCAUUUGGGGAGGACGGUUGGAGAGAAAAGAUUCCAUUGAACAGACUACCUAAGAAUAUGAGAAGUGAACCAGGAUUCAUUAGCAUGAGAGACUUUUUCGCAUAUAGAAUACAACACAGACCUUGGCGUGAAGGUGUUCUGAUUUACUCUCGACGACUUUUCCAGCAGUUUAUAGUUGAUGCGUUCUCAAUGAUCGAAGCUGCUAGGCUGAAAUAUGUAUACCUCAAGCAAAAACAGUUUAGAGCUGAGAUUUAUAAAGGCCUAAAAGAUGCAGUUCUUAACGGUGAAACACAGGCAUCUACACUUGGCAAGCGAAUUGUUCUACCAGCAAGCUUCACCGGAGGUCCAAGAUAUACAAUUCAAAAUUAUCAAGAUGCAAUGGCAAUAUGUAGAGCAAUCGGAUAUCCAGAUUUGUUCAUAACCUUCACUUGCAACCCACAAUGGAAGGAGAUUGCAGAUUAUUGCAAAGAUAACAAAUUGAAAGCAGAAGAUCGACCUGAUAUAGUUUGCAGAAUGUUCAAACUGAAAUUGGAAAAGCUCAUUAGAGAUAUCGACAAGAACAAUAUAUUCGGUAGAUCACGAGCAGUGAUUUACACAAUUGAGUUUCAAAAACGAGGAUUACCGCAUGCUCAUAUCCUUUUAUUCCUUGCACCAGAACACAAGUUUCCUACUCCAGAUGACAUUGAUAAAAUCAUCUCUGCAGAGAUUCCAGAUCCAACAACUGAUCAUGAAUAUUAUCAAGCUGUAAAGAGUUCAAUGAUGCAUGGUCCAUGUGGAUCAGCAAGGAAAAACUCACCUUGCAUGGAAAACAGCCGCUGCAUUCGUCAUUUCCCAAAAAAGUUUGUUCAGAACAGUACUAUCGAUCAAGACGGAUAUCCAGUCUAUAGACGUCGCAACAAUGGUCGUACCAUCGAGGUGUCUGGCAUUGAUUUGGAUAAUCGUUAUGUUGUGCCACAUAAUAGAUUUCUUCUCUUAAGGUAUGGUGCCCAUAUAAAUGUCGAAUGGUGCAAUCAAUCAAGGUCAAUCAAAUACUUAUUCAAGUAUGUCAACAAGGGAACUGAUCGCAUUACAGCUUCUUUCUAUUCAAAAAGAAUAGAUGAAAGUUCAGCCACUGCUGUCGAUGAAGUUCAAAUGUUUUAUGAUUGUCGAUAUAUUUCUCCAUGUGAAUCUGCUUGGAGGAUAUUUGCAUUUGACAUCCACUAUAGAAGACCAUCAGUUGAACGAUUAAGUUUUCACUUGCCUGAUGAACAUACAAUUCUUUUUGAGGAUGAUGAUGCAUUGCAAACUGUUGUUGAUAAAGCAACUGUCAGAGAAUCAAUGUUUAUGGCUUGGUUUAAAGCUAACAAAGAAUAUGCUGCUGCAAGAGAAUUAACUUACAAUGAUUUUCCAACAAAAUUUGUUUGGAAGCCAUCUCUUAGGAUUUGGGAGCCAAGAAAAAGCUACUCUGUUAUUGGGAGAUUAUUCUUUGUUCCCCCAUCAUCUGGAGAAUUAUACUACCUACGAAUGUUAUUGAACAUUGUAAAAGGCCCCAAAAGUUAUAGAGAUCUUAGAACCUACAACAAUGUUGUAUAUUCAUCAUUUCGAGAUGCAUGUUAUGCCCGAGGUUUAUUGGAUGAUGAUCGGGAAUAUAUUGAUGCUAUUGAAGAAGCAAGUCAUUGGGGUUCUGGAUAUUAUUUACAUUUGAUUUUAUCAGAAGCUGAAUUGUUGCAACUUACUCUUCUUGAAAUUGAGGAAAUUCUUAAUAGAAAUGGAAAGUCACUCCGAGAAUUUCCAACAAUGCCAUUUCCUGAUGUAGAUGACACUCAGUUCACAAUGGAGCAAGCCUCUCAGAACAAGUUAAUAUUAGAUGAGCUUCGUUAUGAUCGUGCACUGUUAGCUAAACAACACAAGCAAUUUCUAUCACAGAUGAAUACAGACCAAAAGCAUGUUUAUGACAAAAUAAUAGCAGCUGUCACAUCAAAUUCAGGUGGGGUAUUCUUCUUAUACGGUUAUGGAGGAACAGGAAAAACUUUUGUUUGGAAAACUCUUUCCGCUGCUCUUAGAUCAAAAGGUGAAAUCGUGUUAACGGUUGCUUCAAGUGGAAUAGCAUCGCUUUUGUUACCUGGUGGAAGAACUGCACAUUCUAGAUUUGCAAUUCCUCUUACUCCAGAUGAAUGUGCUACGUGCAACAUCAAACAAGGAAGUCCGUUGGCUGGAUUAAUUUCAAUAACGAAACUUAUUAUUUGGGAUGAAGCUCCUAUGAUGAAUCGAUUUUGUUUUGAGGCACUGGAUAGAACAAUGAGAGACUUAUUGCGUCAUAUCAAUGAUGCAAGUUUGCACUUACCGUUUGGAGGAAAAACAGUUGUCUUAGGAGGGGAUUUCAGGCAGAUUCUUCCAGUAAUAACAAAAGGUUCUAGACAAGAUAUUGUUGAUGCAUCAAUUAACUCAUCAUAUUUGUGGGAACAAUGUCAAAUUUUAAAAUUGACUCAAAAUAUGCGUUUAAACUCUAUGCAUGAGGACCACAGUGUUGAGGAAUUGAAAGAAUUUGCAAAUUGGAUUCUUGCCAUAGGAGAUGGUAAACUAGGAGACUCGGAUGAUGGUUGUAGUAUCAUACACAUUCCACCAAAGUUGUUAAUUACAGAAUUCAAUGAUCCAAUUGAAGCAAUAGUUCGAGCUAUUUAUGCUGAUUACUUAAAUAAUGUUUGCAAUCCAUUACAUCUCCAAGGUCAAGCUAUUUUAGCCCCUACCAUUAAUGUUGUUGAAGAGGUCAAUAAUUACAUGCUCUCUUUAAAUGUGAAUGAAAUGAAAACAUAUGUGAGUUCUAACUCAGCGUGCUUUAAAGAUGGAGCUAACAACACAUUUGAAAGCAUACACACACCGGACUUUUUGGCAACCAUUAAAUCAUCUGGCCUCCCCAGUCAUGAGCUACAACUUAAAAAAGGUUGUCCUGUGAUGCUUAUACGAAAUAUUGAUCAUUCAGCGGGUCUUUGCAAUGGAACUAGAUUGAGUGUCACAAGACUUGGAAAUAAAGUUAUCGAAGCAGAAGUUUUGUCAGGCAAUAAUGCUGGUGAAAAAGUUUUCAUACCAAGAAUGACUCUAACCCCAUCCGAUGCAAGAUUACCUUUUAAGUUCCAACGCAGACAAUUUCCCUUGAUGCUUUCAUAUGCCAUCACAAUAAACAAGAGUCAAGGACAAUCUUUGAAUCAUGUAGGAUUACUUCUUAAACAACCAGUAUUCACGCAUGGACAACUUUAUGUGGCAAUUUCACGGGUUACCAACAAAAGUGGAUUAAAAAUUGUAAUAUCCCAUGAGAAAUCCAACAACUCAACCGAAACACAAAAUGUGGUAUACCAAGAAGUUUUUAGAAAUCUCCCAAAUGAUACCGCGCCGCCACCACCAACAGUAGUGUCACCUUCUCAGCUUCUCUGUCCUCGUGGUGUCGCCAAGCUUGCCUCUGUCCUCGCCGUCGUUGGCCGCCCCUCUUUUCUUCCUGGAUCUAUUCUCGUAUCGCCAGAUCUACCGGGAGCUGUUGUUCUCGUCGCUGUUUCUGUCCUCAUCGUGUCGUCAAGUCACUUCUGUCAUUGUCAUCGUCGGCCUUCCUGA